Messenger RNA from Chilo suppressalis (striped riceborer), 5783 nucleotides. NCBI's taxonomy places the organism in Eukaryota, Metazoa, Arthropoda, Insecta, Lepidoptera, Crambidae. The record is from the annotation of a GenBank genome assembly.
CGGCCGAUGUGCUGAUGAACUUCUCUACUGUCGUAUUUGUAUUAGUUGCGCUUGGUUUAAAAAAUAUCAAUCGAAUGUUGUGAAUGAAAUUAUGUGAAAAACAAAAUAUUUUGAAUGAAUGUAUGCUUUAGAAACGGCCAGAAUAUUUUUCGUAGAGUUUCAGCUGAUUCCUAUGUGAAGUUAAGUGAAAUUCGCUCGAUAAUCUGGAUUACAAGGAGGGUAUUCAUGUUUAUAAAUAUUGAUUUGUCGCAUUGUGUUUCCUAACGUUUCAUUAAAUAUAUCUAAACGUGAAGUGAAAUGUAGGUACUCGUGAAAAUCAGAGAAUAUAAAUAAAAAUGCAACAACCAGUUAUACGGUAUGGCGCGGUAGUGUUUGUGAUCAUUUUGUGUGUUUGAUAUUGUUUGCUGUGGUUGUUCUGUUUUCUGACAAUGGAGGGGACUACAGAGAAGGAUUGUUCUCCUUUAUGGAACCUGUAUCAGCAGAUCGUUUCUGACAUGAAGAACAGCGCGCCAAUGUGGGAGGAGUUCAUAUCGAAGGCGACGAAACUGCAUUCGGCGUUAAAAUCAGCACUCGUCGCGAUAGCGGCGUUUUUGGACGCGUUUCAGAAAAUAGCUGACGCAGCAACCAAUGCCAGAGGUGCUACCAAAGAAAUAGGAACAGCCUUGACAAGGGUGUGCCUGCGUCACCGAGCCAUCGAAACAAGGAUGAAGACUUUUAUAAGUGCGCUAAUGGAUACUCUAAUUACUCCACUAUCGGAGCGCGCCGAAGAGUGGCGUCGCGGUUGCGCGUCUGGCGCUCUGAGCCGUGACCACGCACGUGAGUGCAAACGUGCGCGAGCAGAACUUCGUAGAAGAGUGCACGACGCACAAAGACAUGCGAGGAAAGCAAGGCGGGCGCCACCGGACGCGAAGCGACGCGCCGAUGUGUGCAUACAGGACGUGCAAGAACGCAAGCAGCAGUUAGAGGAGAUGGAAGAAAAGGCUGUAAAGGCCGCGUUGGUGGAAGAGCGCAGCCGCUUCUGCCACUUCGUGUCUCUUCUCAACCCUGUUGUGGAUUGUGAAGUGGCGAUGUUAGCGGAGGUGGGCCACUUGCAGGAGGGCAGCGAGCAACUAGUGCGACACACCGCUGAGCCGAGGACAUUACCAGCUGCCAGUUUACAGGUUAUCUGCGAUAUAAAGUCCUGCUACAGCGGUUGGGCGGAGACCGGAUCGGCUCCGCAUUCGCCAUCGGCUUCGUCUAGACUCGGCAGCAGAAAAUCCUCUCUCACCUCCAUAUCUUCACUGAAUAGCCAGUGCAGCGAUCAGCAACACGGCGUAUCAGGUUCCACAGUGAGUUGUUCCACGCCAAUAUCGAACGCCUCAUCAGCGGGCACUUUACCCGCGCCCGGGGGCGAAUCCUGUCUGUCGCAGUCAGCGUUUCGCUUGGCGAGCGUAUGCAGUGCCGAUUCCGGUUUCCGCUCGCAGGAUGCGUUGCAACGUCGUUCGCUCUACGUUGAUAAUGGUUCAGACAAUCAGAGCGUCAGUAGCGAAUGUAUUCACACCACGAAGAACAUCGAUGACGACCAUUCGGAAGACACCGCGCUCGACGGGUUGGGCAAUGCUGCGUCGGCGACAUGGCCUGACUUGAAGGACACAGCGCAGUUCGAGCGAGCUGCGACCGCCAUCAUGGGGGGACGGCCGCAUACUAUAUCUGCCGCAUACGAGCGUGGUCACCCCCGCGCGGCGCUCAGUGCCCACACGUUCCCGACUACGGAGGAUUCUCCACAGCGAGAUGGAUCUAUAACUCGCCCGCCGUUACCUACUAGAUGCUCGUCCCUUGAACGGCCUUCAGUCCCGGCAAAGUCGGGUAACGCCAACACUGGACAGCAGGAUCUUAAGACGACAAAGCCGUCUUCAUUGCCACCGCACCUUACCAAAGAAAUGCCGGCGGCUCUAUACGUCAAUAUGUCCGAAUUGGCAACUUUAGCCGCUUCCCGCGCGCACUCGCACCAUUCCCACCAUGCUGACCAUCCGCCUCAGGAAAAGGUGUGUUCAGAGAGCAGUGCGAGCGAAUCUUCUCUCGAGUCUUCGAGCGGGUACGGUAGCCAGGGCGCCUUUGCCAACGACGAUCAAGCGGCGCAUCUUCAGCACCAGCACGCUGACGUGGAGUCUGAGAUCGUGACGUUACGACGGGACAGCGACGCUUCCGUAGCCGCGGCUCGAGAGAGUUUCUCCAUAUCCCUCGGGAGCUUAGAAGAGGCUGUCAGGAGUCUGGACGAAGCUUGCGAGUCUCCAUCGUUCGCGACUAUCGGCAAGAAGCCGGCCGUGCCCAAGCGGCGGCCGGUGUCAAUGUCCGCCACAGUUUGGUCUAGGCGUGGUAGUUCCAGUUCUUUGGGCAAACCACCGCCGCCAGUACGCCGCUCGUCUUCCAUAUCUAGGCCUCAGAGACCACCUUAUGGUCAGGGAAAUACAACACAACAGAUGGCGUCUACAGAUGCCGACAACUUACCCCCACCACCGGCUUUCCUAUUACAACCCGAAAACGACAUUAGUGCAGCUCACACAGGUAUCAACGUAGCAGAGACCGUUAAACAAUUGACAGAGCUUAAACAUAUGCCUGCUUCACCCGGAUUGGUCCGUCGCAGCCUACAACAAAUACAGAAUCAGAAUCAAAAUCAGAACCAAAACAAUGCAAAUACACCCUUGAGCACGUUCCAACAAAGCAAAUAUUCGUCUAACACCAGUCUCAAUAGCACCGGCAAUCUGAAUCCUAUAUACGGACAGACAGGUCAUCGUAUAAUGGCUUACGUCGAGAACUCUAUUUAUGUGAGAAAGAAUAGCUUGAACAGUUCGAAUCAAGAUCUGUUCAGAGAUGGUAAUUCGGGUGGUUCUCCGCACGGAUCGAGCCCAUCAACACCCAGCUACGGCGAGAACAAUUCCUUCACUAGUUUUGGACCGAGAGUUUCUAAUGAUUCACACUAUGGACAAACUGGUUACAAACUGCAACAAGAGAAGAAAUACGGUCAAAAUAACAGCAUAUACGCGCAGCCCUCCGCCAUAGGAGGUAUAGGCGCGCGGCGCGACCCCCUCAGCCCACUGGCUAUGCGGCGCGAUAUAGCUGCGCGCGCGCACAGCGCCGAUAGACAUCCGGACCAGAGCGGUCUCAUAGCCAGUCUCAGUGCCAAGUUAGCGCCUCAAUUAUCGCCGCGUACGACGCGACGUGCGAUCUCGACUAUCACCGCUGCCGAUUCCCCACCUAAAUCCAAAGGAACUCUUCAAACCGCCGUCCAGCCCGCGUUUCUAGACAAACUAUCGGCGACAAUUCAACAACAAAGACGACAGCUCGACUCGCCGCGCGCGAACACUGUGCGAGAUCUGAUCAACGCCCACGCUCAGCCCGAUCCACGCGUCUGCCACACGUCUCUGAUGGAACAGAUCAAACGCGGCGCGACUUUGCGCCGCAACAAACAUUGCAACGACCGUUCAGCGCCCAAAAUACGCUAAACGACGCGCGACAUUCAUCAUUCCACACAACACAAGUACAUUCUUUGUUAUAACUACAGUUUCAUUGCAAAUCGCUACCGGAAAGUGUCGAAUUUUCUUAACAGAUUGUUAAUACAGAUGAAUUCAAAAGACAGUGUUAGCCCACAAAGUACUAACAGUGCGAUAAGGAUAUAAUUAAUAGUGACAGUUGAGUGAGGGCGCCACUGUCUACGGAAAUGACCUAAAUGACUAAAAAAAUAUGACGUUUACAAAUACGGAGGCGUUAGUUCCAAUUUUCGCCGCAUUUAUUUGUGCAGAGAGUGGAGUAUAAAAGAUAUUUCUAUCAUGCACACGUUUACGUUAACUAAGCCGAAUUUAUUCGCGACUAGCGACACAGGUUGUCACAAUCAAAAGCGUAAGUUUAGGUAAAAUUUUCGAAGAUGACCGAAGUCGUCCUAAUGGCUACUUUCUAUUUUGUGGUGCAAAUCAGCAGCUGUUUGUAUUUCAAAAACUGCCCAAAUUCACUGUCAAUAUAUUUUGAACCUUACUAAAUGGCCGCAUUGUUCCGUCCGUAAUGAUGAAAUUGUCAGCAAUGGAUUGGAGACUUUGACAUUUUUUGGUAACCAAGUAGCCUUGCGUGUUACUGCCAGCACAUUAUUGUAACUUUGUAUAAUAAAUAAUAAUGCUAUAGAACAUUAGGAACAUAAAAAAUGUUGCCGUCUUGAAUUUUGUGGCUACGAAGAAACUAUAGUCGUUGCAAAGUAUAGAUUAAUAGUUAAAAUCGCGUCCACACAUUUCAUUCGAACUCAAAUUUGCUAUUGUAGAUAGAUUUUAAAAUAACAGAAAAAUUCAUGACAUUUCAAUGUUAGACGUCUGAGACGUACUAUCGUCGCUUAAUUACUCCGUUAAUCACAGAUCGUCCACAGACUACGUAGGUUUUAAAAUUCUUUACACAAAGUUGACGUCACACAGUAGACGUCAUCGAACCGAGCGUUUUGGCGUUUAAUUCAAAACCAUUAAAAUUAUAUUCAACUUUAAUUCGUUUAAUGGACAAAAAAGACGUUAAUUAAUUUAUUUUAUAUUUUUCUGUUAAACCGUUUGUCCCAACCUUUAAAUAUAAGCAGUUUUCAAAACUCUAAAAUACCCUAUUCUUUGCAAUAAAGAUAAGAGCUUUAAACAAAAAAUAUGCUAAUCAUUCACGAAUGUCAUAGUACUCUGAUAGAACCUAAGACGUAAAGAAUCCACUCAAACAUGCCUGUAUGAAAUUGAUUACUCUCUAGAAAGAUGGAAAAAGCUAUCAUACGAUUAUAGAUGCGCUGACAGAUAGAACAGUGUGAAUGAGACGAAAGUUCGGCCGUCGAUAGAAUGCGAUCCUUACAGAUGGUGUCAGUUCCUAAUGGCUACAUAUAAAGUAUAACUAGUACCAUCAAAGAAGCAAAUUGAAAAUGCCGGCGCAAGACAUUCUGUCUCUCUCGCACGUUAGUAAAAAGGAGGUUCGAAAAUCAACUCUAAUUCUGUAGCCAUAAGGAUGCAAUGCACGACCUGUUAGGAACGCAUUCGUUCGUUGGCCGCACUUUAAGCGGUCGAGCGAAUAGUCGCGUAUUAUAUCGCGUUCAAGUUUAACUGGCAGCUGGCUAAAGAAUACUCUGUCCACUCUCUCUGUAAAUGUGGAUAGAACUCAUAACAUCGCUCGAUUACAAUCUUUGUUAUUUUUAUCGAAUCAAAAAUAAUUAAAGAUUCAUUUGUUUUACCGAAAUUUUACAUUUGCGUAAACGCCAAGCUGUAUGGCGUUUGGAAAGCUCAAUCUAUGUAAGGACGCAGGGUAAAGAAUAUUAAUCCUUAAUUCAAUAAGACAAGACAUACUAUAACAUGGCAAAAUUGAAAAGAAAUUUAUAUAUAACUCAGAGUUAGUCACGCGCUAAACAUUUUCCUAACAGGACAAUUAGUCGUGCUUGUAUUCUCACAUUCAGAAUUCCAUUAUAAGUACGUCACUAUAUUCCCGAUAUGAUUAUCCAAUAUUUGUUUUCAAUAGGUAACAACGGUUUGUUUAUUUUUAUACAGGAUGUAUUUUCAUGCUGUAAAGGCCAGUUAACUUUUAUAUAAUUGAUAUGAAUAUAAUAUUUUUAAUACUAAUAGGUAAACGGAUAAUAAGUAAAAUUGCAAAACAUUUGUAUAAAUUGAACUUAACACUUCUUCCUUCAAUAUAUUUUUACACGACUACACGGCAAUAAUGAAGUUAAUGUUUUCAAAAUUCAUGUACAGUACCAGACCAUUUAUAAGUCGCAUCGUGCUUUAGAGAGAGAUACUCGGCUAGCUUCGGCU